Caenorhabditis briggsae is the source of this 1167-nucleotide messenger RNA. Gene Ontology annotation, molecular function: strictosidine synthase activity. Gene Ontology annotation, biological process: biosynthetic process. The record is from RefSeq and is a predicted model, not a curated record. Lineage: Eukaryota; Metazoa; Nematoda; Chromadorea; Rhabditida; Rhabditidae. Bases 1 to 1167 code for a protein of 388 amino acids. The transcript is spliced from 3 exons.
AUGGGGAGACUGUUUUUCUUUGGUUUCAUUGGUCUAGCGAUUUCAUGGGCUGCUCUCUACUACCGAUAUAGUGACGAAAAGAACACUUUGGCUAGAAAAUUCCGACUAGACCCACCACCAGCGCUCGUUGGAAACUUAUUCAUCAAUGCGGAUCUUGAGAAGGCGACGCAUAUUUUGGAUGGAAAGAUUUCCGGACCAGAAUCUAUGGCUGUUGAUGACGAUGGUGCUAUUUACGCUUCUGUUUAUGAUGCAAAAAUCCUGAAAAUCGUCAACGGACAAGUUGUGAGCAAAGCAGCGUACUCUGAGAAAUCUAAAUUCUUUCCGGAUUGUGGAAGUUUCGAUACAGAGCCAGAAUGUGGAAGACCACUCGGAAUUCGUCAGUUGGUGAAGGGAAAACCAAAGUUCGUCGUUGCGGAUGCCUAUUUGGGAGUUUUCAUCGUCGAUUUUUCUAAUGAACAGAAUCCAACCUCCACCCAAAUCCUCGACUCUCGUGUUCCAAUCGAUGGAUUCAAGCCCAGAUUCCUCAACGAUUUAGAUGUGAUUUCCUCCGAUGAGGUCGUCAUCUCUGACAGCUCCGUCCGUCAUGAUCGUCGUCACUUCAUGCCUCUGAUUCUGGAGCAUUUCGCUGAUGGACGCAUUCUACAUCUGAAAAUUUCCACGAAAGCUGUAAAAGUUCUCGCUGACAAGCUAUAUUUCCCCAAUGGAAUCCAGCUGUCAGAGGACAAAAAGACACUAUUAUUCUCGGAAUGCAGUAUGGCGCGAAUCAAGAAAUUGACAAUUGCAUCUGGAAAAAUUGAGAUGUUUGCUGCAAAUCUUCCAGGCCUGCCAGAUAACAUCAGAAGCAGUGGACGUGGAACUUAUUGGGUUGGAUUGGCUGCCACUCGUACUGCUACUCAUCCAUCAAUGUUGGACCGUCUUGGAAGUCAUCCAAGAAUCCGCCAAUUCCUCGUCGAUGUUGUUCCUGCUGAAUAUUGGAAACCGCUUCUUGGACUAUUCAAAUCUCCACAUUCCAUUAUUCUGGAACUGGAUUCACAUGGAGAAAUCGUCAGAAGUCUUCAUGACGUCACCGGCAAGGUGGUUGGAGACGUGUCGCAAGUAACGGAACACAAUGGAGAGUUGUAUAUUGGAAGUUUCUCUGAUAAUUUUAUUGCUAAAUUGAAAUUGUAA